GUGUGUAUAAAUGUACGAAUAUGAUAAUGCGAUGCGAUGAUGAAAUACAAAAAUAAGUGCAUGUAUAAAUACAUAAACCAAAUAUUAGCAUUAGUAGUAUCAAAAACUUUUGGUGUUGAAUUAGUCUAGGGUCAUCCACAAGAUGAAGUACAGCUUUAUAAUCUUGUUAGUGUCGUGCCUCUAUUUGGCUGCGCAAGUCGAGGCAAGGUGCUGCAGCUCUUGCGCCAGCUGCACUGGUGCCGCGUGCAAGGAGAAUUGCACGCAGUCUUGCGCAACCUGCAAGGCCACUUGUCUAGAGACUUGCAGGCCACCUUGUGCCACCUGUGCGACCAACGAGUGCAGAGCAACCUGCAAGGAAACCUGUGAGACCUGUGAAACCACCGAGUGCAUAGAAGCUUGCGCCCACUCCUGUGACAUUUGCACAGCCAGCACGUGCAAGGAAGUUUGCACUGAAAGUACCACCAGUGAAUGUACUGAAAAGUGCGACUGUAAUGAAAACUGUGUUGAUGAUGUUGAUGACACGAUUAUACCUGUACCCAUUUAUACUGAGACGGGGGGUGAAGAAAGUACCAACGAACAGAACCACGGUACUGAUUUUAAGGCUGAUUUGAACAUAACCAACACUGUGAACAACGAGAACAUUAUCCACAAUCCAGUGAGUGUCAACGCUUCGAUGGUGAACAAUAUUGAAAUUAAAGGAGGCUCUGGGGGUUCGUCAGGGGGUGGUUUCGCUGUUAUUCCAUUCCCUUUCCCAUUUCCAAUGUAUUUUCCACCUGGUCACACAUGUGAAACUCCAGAUAAACCUUGUCCUACUCCUCCACCAAGACCACCUUGCCCUGAGUGUCCCACUCAAAAACCACCUUGCACUGGAACUGUGUGUCCUCCACCUCCUCAACCCUGUAUAGGAACUGUGUGCCCUCCACCCCCACAAGUUUGCACGCAAACUGUGUGUCCUCCACCCCCACAAAUUUGCACGCAAACUGUGUGCCCUCCACCCCCACAAAUUUGCACGCAAACUGUGUGCCCCCAAACCCAACAAGUUUGCACGCAAACUGUGUGCCCUCAAACCCAACAAGUUUGCACUGGAACUGCCUGCCAAUCAACUCAGUCAUGUUCUGGAUGGGGAUGUAUACACCCUUCCUUUAACUACAACCAACGUUGUGUAGGAGGAGGAUGCUAUGCUGUAAAUCAGUGCCAAAAUGGAGGUUGCUACCCUUGGCAGAUGCAGUACUCAGGAGGAUAUGGGAGAAAAUAAUAAGAAUAAAUUAAAUUUUACAUUAAUAUUGUGUUAUUAUUAGUUAUCACAUAAAGCUGAUUAUAUUAUUUAAAUAGAUGUGAAAUAAAACUAAAUAUUUACUAUA
Messenger RNA from Aethina tumida (small hive beetle), 1361 nucleotides. Its product is annotated as nematocyst expressed protein 4. The record is from RefSeq and is a predicted model, not a curated record. The coding region runs from base 143 to 1255 and encodes 370 amino acids. Lineage: Eukaryota; Metazoa; Arthropoda; Insecta; Coleoptera; Nitidulidae. The transcript is spliced from 15 exons.